Molecule: messenger RNA, 3103 nt
Organism: Parus major (Great Tit)
Lineage: Eukaryota; Metazoa; Chordata; Aves; Passeriformes; Paridae
Gene: SCEL
Product: sciellin
Exons: 18
Coding region: 349-1518 (389 amino acids)
Biological process (GO): epidermis development
Cellular component (GO): cytoplasm
Source: RefSeq, a predicted model, not a curated record
UGUUUAAAGGUCUGUGAAGGCAGUUCAUUUUGUGAAACCCAACCCUACUGCACUUGAAAAGAACAGCAACCAGAGGAGGAUAACAACUCACCCGUACUCUUAAUUGAUCUGGUAUUUCUACGAGGUGCCACCCUUUUCCACACCUCCUGCCUCCUCCUUAAGUGACUCAGCCUCUGAAGGAGAAAUCUCGACUUUUCAGACAGCUGGAUGGGGAAGAACAGUUCAGCUCUCUGUCUGCUUUGAUUGUGCCUCCCUUCCAGGCUGACUAACCACACUGAGCCACGCUAGGACACUAACUUCUACCAUACCUAGACUCCCGCAGAAGGACGGAACAAUCCCGCGGAACAAAUGUCAGCUUUCAGCAUACGGAAACAGUCUCCUCACCAAAGCGAUAAGAAGAGCCCCUCUGUUGCAAUUAAAAGCAGACAACAGGCUACUCAUGAUAUUAACAAACGACGGACCCUUUUGCAAGAUAACAGCUGGAUAAAGAAGAGGCCUGAGGAGGAAAGUGCUGAUGAAAACUACGGAAGGGCUGUGCUUAACCAAUACAAAUCCCAAGAUAGCCUACACAGUAGCACAAAUGAAAAGGAAGAUCAGAAAGCUGUACUUGGACGAUACAGAUCUGACACCACCUUGGACAGAAUUCCAGCUGGAAGUGAUAUUGAUAAAAUCAAUAAGUCCCCAACUCUGAACCAUAAACAAAACAACAGACAAUCUUGGACUCCUAAUGCAGUAUCCACAAACAUUGCAGUCACUUCUCCAAUCAAGAAAAAGAGGCAAUCUUGGAUGCCUCCCCCAGUUUCGAGUAGUAAGACUCCGACAGAAACAGUGGAAAGCCAAGGAACCACUUCAGAAAAUUCAGAGGCUCCAACAACAGCUGCCCUUCCAUCAGCACAGGUGACACCUCAGAAAUCAAAGACUGAUGUGGAUGAUCAAGCUACAGCAAGGAGCCAAGGCCUUGAUAACCUCAGCAAGGCGAAUUCAAGUUCCUUCACAAGUGACAAGGAGGGAAAAGACCUUUCGGAUUUGGCUGAAAAAAAUACUGCUGAUCAGAAACAUAAGAGCGAUGAGGACCUUGGGGAUCACACUGAAGUAAAGUCUGCUGAUGACCAAAGUAAAAAGUGGAUAAUUGAGAAAGGAUAUGAAAAUCCUCCAAGGGCUCCAAAUAGUCUCCCAGAAACAAACUGCUCUAGUGACAGUAAAAAAAAGAACAGCAAAUCAUCACUUGGUGUCUAUGAAGAAAAUAUAACUGGAAAUACUAUCAAAACUGUUUAUUCUACUUCUGAUCGGAGUAUAAUUGGAAAAGAUAUAUGUACAUACUGCAGGAAGCCCUUGGGCAUAGAUGCCAAAAUGAUCUUAGAUGCCUUGCAAAUUCACUGUCAUUCGACUUGCUUCAAGUGCGAAGUAUGUAAGAGACCUCUGGAAGAUCUGAAAGCAGGAGACAGCAUUUGGAUUUAUAAACAAACUGUGCACUGUGAGCCUUGUUAUUCCAAAGUUAAAGAAAAAUGGAUCUACUAAUUUUGAUAUACAGAAUAUAUGAUGAAGACGUUACUAUUGUUUAGUUAACUGUAUUGGCCUGAUAAUUCAAAACACUGUGGGAAAUUAUUCAUUUUUACUGCUGGGAAUUCUCUGAAUGAAGUCCUACUGCAUGGUUAUCAAAGGAAUUAAUUUAAUGAGAAUUAAGAUGCAUUUUCAUACACACAUUGCAGGAAGCAAAACAAGAUACUGGUCAGUAUAUUUACCAGAUCUAUGAAACUACUAAAUUGUAUGUAAAAUCAAUGAUAAUUUAUUGAAAUUUUCUGAAUGUCAGGACAUUCCUACACAUUUUUUUUUAAAAGGCUGUAUUCCCUUUUCCUCCAAUAUAAAGUUCUGUGCUUAAUAAAACAUGUAUGGGAGUCACCUUAUCAAGAUUAGCCAUUUAGAAGUCAGCUAUUCAGUUUAAACUGCUGUUUUCAUGCAGAAGGAAGUGGGUUCAUACUGCACCUUCAACCUCCAGAGAAAGGUUCUUCCCAAGUAACUUAAAUGAUAAAUUUGAGAUGGAACAACUCAUCUUUGGAAAAUGCAUCUCUGCAACUGCAGAAGAAUUCUAGACAAAAAUUGCUAGAGGGAUUUAAGUAAAACCACCCCACUCUAUGUUUGUAAUUCUGGUAACUAUUUAAUGACCAUUUUUUAAAGAAGUGCACACUAAAUAGUUGCCAUGAAAUAAUGAAAUAUAUAUUUUGCAUGACAUUAUAUUGUAUUUAUAUUUCCUACUUUAUUAAAUUGACUAUCUAAACACUUUGGAUGGGUUCAUCUUGCUUAAAUUUAUACAUCUACAGUGUAGACUUCUUUUUCUGAGUUACUUGAUUGAUCCUAUCUUAUAUAGAGAAGCAGACAUUUUUAGGAGGUAAUUCAAUUGGUCAGAUUGCAAACAUCUAUUUUACUGUGACUUUAACCAGUGUACAUCUAUCUUACUUCCAUGGUUUGCAAAGGAACCUGGAAUGAACAGCUCAGAUUUGUAGACAUCUACACUAGGUCAGAUAUGCUCCUUCCUUUGAGACUAGAGUGAAAGCAUUUUUUUUUUCCUUUUGGAGAGUGUAUGUAUAUACAAGUAUAGAAAAUGAAAGAAGAAUUCAUGCACUGUUAUAAUAUGUUGCCUAAAAUCAAUAGUUCAGUAGCUUACUGGACAGACAAAGGUAUUGACUGCUAGUCUUUGUCAUGAGUUGCUUUCGUUUAUGAUUAUUCAGAACUGAUUUUUCUGCCUUACAUCUCAGUUUAAAAGGACUUCCUGGAUAUGACCAUGACAGAGUUAGUGUUUGGAGGCUGGUGGACCUAGGCAAGAGCUUAAAGGCAUACAAAGUAUUAAAGUCAUAGAUUAAUAAGACUGGUGAGUGGCUGUCCCAGUCAAACUCUCCUUGAUUGCACAUUUCAUAGGGGAGGCAGGAGGAUGUCUGUGUAAUUUAAACCACUGGGCGUGCAGCUGAGUAAGGAUUUUGUCUGCCUUAAAGGAUGUUCAAACUGAUUAUGGAAUGGAGACAUGAGACAGUAGAUUUUUUUUUUUUUUGUUUUAUGAAAAUCUUAUGAAUUAAUGUCAGUAACUCUAAUAAAUCUUUAAUUAUUGAUA